AUACGCCUCUACAACAACCUACAUCCUAUACAUCGCGUACUCACAUUAUUCCGGAUAUAUGUUACGUCUUCCAUAAAGAAAAAUCAUAAAACGUUUUUUAUAAUUUUAUUACCAUUGUCGUCACACAUGCGACAUGCACUGUAAACAAGUGCCGUGCCAUUGCCGUCAUGGCACCUCGAUUAUACGCACAAAUACAAAUGCUGUUUAUUACGAAUCUACACAUACAUAAAUACCUCAAACAGCAACAAAUUAUUUCUCUGCUACUCGAGGUAAUUAACCAAACGAACGAUCAAUUCGCCUCUCUGCCCAUCAUUUGGGGCCCAACGUCAGCGCGCGAACAUAAAUACUAUAUAGCGCUCUCAGCAACUGUUUACCUGUGCGCUACACUUCGGUACACAUUCUCUCGCCCAACUGUCUGCGCUGUUAGCGCGCGCACAUUCUUCGUGGCAUUCCUCGUGCACAACUAAUCGGAAAAAUAUUCAAAAUAUUUCUGUCGUUAACAGCAGCCCCAGCUAACAUGGCGCGCUCACACUCGUGCUCUUCAUUGCGCUCUUCAUGGCUAUGCGCUCAGCUGCUCUGUUGUUACUCUCCGUUCGCAUAUUCUACAUUCCAAGCAUUGAUGGGGAGCACAACAGCUGGCCGCAGUUGGUGUAUGACGAAUCCGCUAUGCACUUACCGCCGCCACUCAUUGCUCGGGUAUGGCGAGUAUCUCAAGAACGCAAGUCUCCGCUAAAGUCUACAUGAUUAAUAAAAAGAAGAAAACAAAAACAUCAUCGCUUGUAUUUGUGUAUGAGGUAGAGCGCAAAACCCGUUCGGCCACUCCUUCACACCGCAACACCUGCGCGCGCUCUGCCAGCGCGACUCUAAAGUGCGCGCGCGUUCGCGCAACGUUACUCGGUGGGCCGCAAACGGCACCGCGCCGCCUCACUUUGUCUUGUCUUGUCUUGCCUGCCGCCUUACCCGUAUGUUUGCAUUUUCUUGUGUGCGCUUUGUUUUUCUUAUUCUUGCCCGGUCUCCAAACAGAUACCCCACUUGUUUGACUGCUUCCCGCGCGCGCCAUUGCCACUAACAACGCGGCGCGUUCUCAGCGCGCUGUUUUGCUGUGAUGCUUGCUUCUUGUCAUUCGUCGCUUAAUCUUGACUCUUUGUGCUGUUAUGUUUUGUUGUGCUUGCGUGUGUGUGUGUGUGAUUUCUCGGUCUAUUGUCGCGGCGUUGGAGCUGCUGGCUCUGUCUGGCCGACUGGCUCACUGGCUAGCUGCUGGUUCGCGUUUGCUUUGGGCCCUAAUCACUGCCGCUCGCUCAGCGCCGCAUUCAGUCUGUGAGUUUCUCUCGAUUCUGCGCGUUGCGUACACUCGGCUCGGUUCGUUACGACGAUAUUUUUUGCUUGCUUGCUUGCGCUUUGCAGAGUUUAUGAUUUGAUUUGUUGUUUAACUACAAAGUGCUCGGUGUAGAAAAAAGUUUUUCAGUGAAUUUGUGAUUCUUCCGCCUUGCAAAUUGUAGCGUUUUCGGUUGUCGGCUAUAUUCUAAACCGAAUUAGGACGGACGCGUCGUGGUUCUUAAUUCUCCGUUUGCCAUAAAUUGAAAGGGAAAAGAAACGUGGAACGUAGUGUACGCACUUGAAAAAUAUAAGAAAGCCAAUUAAUGAGAAGUAAAGAAAGGAAAAAUUGAUCGACACUCCCACAGUGCUUUUCCCUAUGCAAUAUAUUUGUUUGUCGUCGCAUUUGCAACGCUCGUAAAAGGGAAAUUGUCGUCAGUUCGUGCAGUUUUCAGUGUGAGUUUACAGCACAUAGCAACUGCGUUGAUACUUACCGAAUUCAGUAAAAAAAAUAUAUCUAAAAUAUCGUAAUUAAUUUUAACGACCAAAUGAAGUGUUGCCAUAUUGAAAGUUCGUAUUAACAACUCACAAAUCUCUCCAAAAGUGCCAAGUGUUAAAAAGUGAUUAAUAAAAUAAUAAAAAUACAAAUAAAUAUUUUUGAGUAAUUCGAAAGCAGCUUCGUUACAUAUCUAAAAGAAUAUAAAAAUACAUACAAAAUCACAAAGUGAGAAAAAAAAUUUAAAAUAAUUAAUACUCAAAUUAGUAACGAAUAUCAACGAGCAAAAAAAAAAUCAGCGCUCAAAAAGUAAAAGUAAGAGGGCUGCCACUAAACGAAACAACUACAGCAAAAAUAGCAACAAAAUAAAGGAAAUAAAAUAUAUUCAGUUCAGCGCUGCUCGGCCGCCUUUUUACCUGUUCGUAUAGCACUUCGUUGCUACGUUCGUUUGUGUGAUUUUCUCCUGCUCCACGCUACGUAUAAACUGGCUGCAUGAAAAACAUAACCAGCUCCAGCACUUGUGGCAGUGGUCUGCUGCAAUUGCAAAACAAUCUCAGCAACUCGGCGACCAACACAUCGACCAUCGUCGGCGGCAGCGUUAUCGACGACGAAGACGCCAUCCUGCACGAAUCAAAACAAAAAGACGGUAUAGUCGGACCCGGCACCAUUACGUCGCCGUGGCCACCUAUGGGUGCCGGCCCGCCGGGUGCGCUAGGGCCGGCAGACACAAAUGGCAGUAUGGUGGAUAGUAAAAAUUUGGAUGUCGGCGAUAUGAGCGACGACGAAAAGGAUCUCUCCUCUGCCGAUGCGGAAGGUGUUUGGAGUCCGGACAUCGAACAGAGUUUUCAAGAGGCUCUCUCCAUAUAUCCGCCAUGUGGUCGACGAAAAAUCAUUCUAUCCGAUGAGGGUAAAAUGUAUGGCCGAAAUGAACUCAUCGCUCGUUAUAUCAAGCUACGCACAGGCAAGACGAGAACACGAAAGCAAGUCAGCUCGCACAUACAGGUGCUGGCCAGACGGAAAUUGCGUGAGAUUCAGGCGAAAAUCAAAGUCGAACCCAACGGCAUCGGCGGCAUAAACGGUCACGCCCAUUCGCUGCACUUGCUCAGCGAAAAGGAGAAAGCACUGCAGGCUAUGAGCGGCAUGACCAGCUCACAAAUCGUAUCGGCGCAGGCGGCGAAAAAUCUCGCAUAUGCCGCUUCGGCGGCAGCCUUCACCGCGGCUGGCUUGCAUCAGCCCACGCACGGCGCUGUCGGACCACCCGGCGCAGCGCCACCACUCUCGCCAGCACUGCCUGCGCCUGCGGCCACAUCAGCAACCUCCUCGUCUUCGUCGGCAACAGCAGCUGCUGCAGCAGCAGCGGCGGCGGCGGCGCAUGCGUACACACACCUACAUUCGCCGCAUCCACACUCGCAUCACCUUCAUCAGCAUCACCACCUCAACCACCUUAGCCACCACCACCACCACCAUCAGCACCAUCCACACCACCACCCGCAGCACCCGCAUCCGCACAGCACUAGCUCACAUCUGCCCACGCAUCCGCAUUUGCCGCAGGUCACCUCAGCGGGCUCACUCUAUUUACAACAACAACAUGCGGCGGUGGUGGCGGCAGCAGCCGCGGCACAGGUGCAUCAGAGUACGGCAGGAGCGGGAGCGGCGACGGCGACGACAGCGACAACGCCUGCAACGGCGCCGCACGCCGCGCAUACGCAUGCGCACACGCCACUCCAUCAUCCACCGAUGUAUCCGGGCCAAUUCUGGCAGCCCGGUUUGCAGCCCAGCACCUCACAAGAUUUUUACGAUUACAGCAUUAAGCCAUUCGCACAACCCCCCUAUCCCGCCGGCAAACCAUCGACAGCUGUGUCUGGUGACAUCGAAGCAGGUCUUCCGCCCGCACAACUGCCGUGGGAGGGCAGAGCGAUUGCGACGCACAAAUUUCGCUUGCUCGAAUUCUCGGCAUUCAUGGAGAUACAAAGAGAGGAAAUCUAUCACCGGCAUUUGUUCGUGCAACUCGGCGGCAAACCGUCCUUCUCCGAUCCGCUACUUGAGACUGUUGACAUCCGACAAAUCUCCGAUAAAUUCCCUGAGAAAUCAGGUGGUCUCAAAGAUCUCUACGAGAAAGGUCCACAGAACGCUUUCUACUUGGUGAAAUGUUGGGCAGACUUGAAUACCGGCAGAGAGACGGGUGAUUUUUAUGGCGUUACGAGUCAAUAUGAGAGUAACGAAAAUGUUGUGCUCGUCUGUUCGACAAAAGUCUGCUCCUUCGGCAAGCAGGUGGUUGAGAAAGUGGAAACGGAAUACUCACGCUUGGAGAAUGGUCGUUUCGUAUAUCGCAUACAUCGGUCGCCGAUGUGCGAAUAUAUGAUCAACUUCAUACAAAAAUUAAAGGACCUACCCGAACGAUAUAUGAUGAACAGUGUGCUGGAGAACUUUACAAUAUUGCAGGUGAUGCAAGCGCGAGACACACAAGAGACCCUGCUCUGCAUAGCGUACGUGUUCGAGGUGGCGGAACAGAACAGCGGCGCCACACAUCACAUCUACCGAUUGAUAAAGGAAUAGCAUGAACUGCAACUGCCCAAUCU
Messenger RNA from Bactrocera dorsalis (oriental fruit fly), 4389 nucleotides. It is a transcript of the gene scalloped, whose product is annotated as protein scalloped. Bases 2303 to 4366 code for a protein of 687 amino acids. The transcript is spliced from 12 exons. Gene Ontology annotation, cellular component: transcription regulator complex. The record is from RefSeq and is a predicted model, not a curated record. Gene Ontology annotation, biological process: regulation of transcription by RNA polymerase II; hippo signaling; embryonic organ development. Gene Ontology annotation, molecular function: DNA-binding transcription factor activity, RNA polymerase II-specific; RNA polymerase II cis-regulatory region sequence-specific DNA binding. Lineage: Eukaryota; Metazoa; Arthropoda; Insecta; Diptera; Tephritidae.